Messenger RNA from Callithrix jacchus (white-tufted-ear marmoset), 2796 nucleotides. It is a transcript of the gene HABP4, whose product is annotated as hyaluronan binding protein 4. NCBI's taxonomy places the organism in Eukaryota, Metazoa, Chordata, Mammalia, Primates, Cebidae. Gene Ontology annotation, molecular function: RNA binding. The record is from RefSeq and is a predicted model, not a curated record. Gene Ontology annotation, cellular component: cytoplasm; nucleus. Gene Ontology annotation, biological process: positive regulation of RNA splicing; positive regulation of translational initiation.
AUGAAGGGCGCUCUGGGGAGCCCCGUGGCCGCAGCCGGCGCCGUGAUGCAGGAGAGUUUCGGCUGCGUGGUGGCCAACCGUUUCCAUCAGCUGCUGGACGACGAGUCGGACCCGUUCGACAUCCUGCGCGAGGCCGAGCGCCGGCGCCAGCAGCAGCUGCAGCGCAAGAGGCGCGACGAGGCGGCGGCGGCGGCCGGGGCUGGUCCCCGCGGCGGCAGGAGCCCGGCCGGGCCCUCUAGCCACCGAGCGAGCGCGGGCGGCCGGAGGGAGUCGCAGAAGGAGCGCAAGACCCUCCCGGCACCUGGCGCUCAGGGGCCCGACAGCCCUGGGGGCGGCCUGCAGGCGCCGGUAGGCCAGAAGCGGACUCCUAGAAGAGGGGAGCAGCAAGGAUGGAAUGAUAGCCGUGGGCCCGAGGGGACCCUUGAAAGAGCCGAGCGGAGACCCUACAGGGAAUACCGACCCUAUGAGACCGAGAGACCAGGUGAUAGGUUUGAUCGAGACAGACCGCUGAGAGGACGUGGAGGCCCGAGAGGGGGUAUUCGCGGCCGAGGCAGAGGUGGCCCUGGGAAUAGAGUUUUUGAUGCUUUUGACCAGAGAGGGAAGCGAGAAUUUGAAAGAUAUGGUGGGAAUGACAAAAUAAUAGUCAGAACCGAAGACAACAUGGGUGGCUGUGGAGUUCGCACCUGGGGAUCAGGUAAAGAUACCAGUGACGUGGAGGCAACUGCACCGAUGGAGGAACCCACAGUGGUGGAGGAGUCCCAGGGCGCCCCAGAAGAGGAGUCUCCAGCCAAAGUUCCUGAGUUGGAGGUAGAAGAAGAAACUCAAGUUCAAGAGAUGACUUUAGAUGAGUGGAAAAAUCUUCAAGAACAGACCAGACCAAAGCCUGAGUUUAACAUCCGGAAACCAGAAUCCACUGUUCCUUCCAAAGCAGUGGUGAUUCACAAGUCAAAAUAUAGAGAUGAUAUGGUAAAAGAUGACUAUGAGGACGAUUCCCAUGUUUUCCGGAAAGCCGCCAAUGACAUCACAUCUCAGCUGGAGAUUAAUUUUGGUAACCUCCCUCGUCCCGGGCGUGGAGCCAGAGGAGGCAACCGGGGAGGCCGGGGAAGGAUCAGGAGGGCAGAGAACUAUGGACCCAGAGCAGAAGUGGUGGUUUCUUUCAUCACAUCUCCUAGACCGGUCAAGGUCUCUGAGCAAAGGAGUUUCUUUUCAUUGAAGCCUGAUCUCUGUGUGCCACUGGAGUCCCACUGGUGUGGUUCUCAGUCAAGCUGCUUUUGCUCACGAUGCAAGAUGUUGCCCCCAACCCAGACGACCCUGAAGACUUCCCUGCACUUUCCUGAAAGAGUGCUACUUCCUGGCACUGAGGAGCUGCACUGCACACCCAUGGAGAGACUCUUCCGGCUGUGAGAAGACAGUCGGACUCUAGGAACAAUAGAUGUUGCUUUUCCCUAUCGUGUGAAUUCGUUGCACUUUUUCAGGCUGCGCUGUUAGACAGAGGGGCUUCUCCAGAGGCUCGAGAGCAGGCCCUUUCCCAAGAAGGUGAAGAAUGGCGAUUGUGUUUUUAUCGAAGGAAUUUGAAAUGACAUUCAGGAAUAAUGUUUAAAAUGUGUACAUAGAGAUUGUAUGGAAUCUCCUCCACAGAAGCUUGGAGGGAAAGGGGGUUGUAAAAUAGGCUCCACUGAGGCUCGUAGGAAGUGGUAGAUUCCCAGGGGCUGUGCCUUUAGCAUUAGAGGAAAUGCAUAGACCUUGAACUGUUCAUGUAAAGCAGUCACAGCUUAGUUUUCAGAGACCAAGAAAUUAAAAUAGAGUUGUACUUACUGUUUACUUGUAAAUGUUAUCUACUCUCCUGGAAUUUUUGAGUUCUGGUUUUCACCUAACCAAUCAUUUUAAAUUGCCACUGGUCACCACUCUGUGACACAGAAUCAGAGAAAGUGUUGAUAUUUAAUGGUGAUUUAAACUACCUCGUGGUUUCUGUGUGCACACACACAUAUCUAGUGUUUGGGUGGUUUUUAGGAAGAAUAUUCAGUAUAUGACUUUAAAAACCAUGUUAUUUAACCUGCCAAUCAAAUGGAAAGGGAUCGUGGCAAAAGCAAAUACCGCAUCCUUUCUUUUGCAGAGCUAGCAUCAGAGUUUGGCAGCUGUGUACAAAGGCCUCUGCCCUCGGCCUGGGCAAGAGUUGUAAAUAACUAGUAUUUAUUAGGCACUUAUAAGCAGUUUUUCUCACUUAUUCCUGGACCCAGUUCUAGAAUUCCUCUUUAUUACUUUUGGUGAAAGUUUGGGGUUUGGGGUAUACCCCAGAGGUUCAGUAACUCACCUGGAGUCCCACCUUGAACUGCUGGACCCAAAGCCACUCAUGCCCACCCACAGAGCACACUCUGUGCUGCAGAGGAAGUGGGCCUAGGAGGGCCUGCGGUCCAGGUAGCUGUAGAGCUGCUGGAAGCUGGGGUGAUGCUCUCCCUGCUUUCCCAUAGAUACCACAGGUAGUGUCUACCGGUUUUCACACAGUUCAUAUGCUCGCCUGUGAUGGAAUCUGAACCUCGGCCCCAGGAUCUGUGCUUUUUUCACUUUGCCACACUGUCUAAGGUGGCUUUGAACUGGAACCCAAGUGCAAAUAAAGGUUGGUAUUCGCCCCUGACUUAGUGUAGAGAAAACAGUCCUUCCGGUACUCCCAGGCCAUGGCAGGUGGUCAUGAUUUUGUUGAAUAAUCACAGCUGAAUCCAUACAGAUUAGGGUCAGUUAAGGGUGUUUGCUUUGGGUGACAGCCUGUUUUUGGUCUCUUAUUAAAUUACUAUCUGAGUA